AUGAAAGUGCGCCCCGAGGACACCGAAACUGUUAUCCGCGCGGCCCGUAAAACAAAGGAUGGUGCAAUCCUCCUCGAAUUGGACCGUUGCGGAAACCAGUCUGCCCUCCAAAAGGCAAUUCAGGAUGCCAUAGGGCAGUCCGGUGAAGCCAGGAUGCUCACCAGCCGUGUUCGGUUGGAAGUCCUUGACAUGGAUUGCAUCGCCACGUCCGCGCAGGUGGCCGAGGCGGUACGGCGUGAGCUCGGCGCCGACUUUAACGGAGAGCUGAAGGUCACCGUUUUCGCGCCGAACACGCGAGAGCUGAAGAUGGCGAUCGUCGAGCUCGAUGACAAACCGGCCUGCAAGCUCCUGGAAAAGGGGAAACUGCGCGUUGGUUGGGUCCGUUGUCGUUUGCGACAAAGGACCGAUGUGCAGCGCUGCUUCCGAUGUCUGGGAUAUGGCCACCGGAAGCAGGAGUGCAAAGGGCCGGAUCGCAGCGGCCUCUGUUGGAAGUGCGGCCAACAGGGACACAAAGCGAUUGCCUGCACCAGCAAGCCGCGGUGCUUCCUCUGCUCUGAUGAAGCAAAGGACGCACCGCGCCCGGAGCAUGUCCCAGGCUCCGGGGCAUGUAAGGCGUUCCGGGUUGCCCUGGACAAAGCGAAAGGACAGAGGAAAUGA
This is a messenger RNA of Osmia bicornis bicornis, 657 nucleotides long. RefSeq lists its product as uncharacterized. The record is from RefSeq and is a predicted model, not a curated record. NCBI's taxonomy places the organism in Eukaryota, Metazoa, Arthropoda, Insecta, Hymenoptera, Megachilidae. The coding region runs from base 1 to 657 and encodes 218 amino acids. The transcript has a single exon. Gene Ontology annotation, molecular function: zinc ion binding; nucleic acid binding.